GUUCAGGGCAGUGCGAGGUUUGGGUCGGUCCGCAGUCGGAGUUGCCGCGCCGCCGUGUGUCGACAGCAUUCGUUCCUGUCGGCUGUCCACCAUGUCGUCGUCGACCAAAGCAGGCGAUACCCGGACCCCGUCGCCCGCUUCGCACAACACGUCCCCGCGCAGCAACAAGGUCGCGUCCGUAGACUCGAACGUGACCAUCUCGACGGCCGUUCCGUCGUUGAUUCUUGGGGACAAUGCAAAAUUUACGCUCGACGACAUUGCGCUGCACUUUUUAAGCCUCUACUUCAUCCAGCUGUCGACGAACAAGGUGCUCACGCAUGUCGAGGACGCGUUCGCUGCCCAUUACGUUCAGAUCCAGCGCGUCAACCACGUGCGAGGCAUGAUUGUCACCAUGCUCUUCUUUUUCGUCGUCAUCUACUACGACUACGACGUGCUCGUGAACCGAGGCGGGACGAACGGCACGGCCACGUCCACUAUUGCCAUCAGCGCGCCGUCGACAGGUGCAGGCAACCUCGAGCUGUGUCGAAUGACCGUGAUAGGGGCCGGCGGCGGCGUCCUCGCGUUCAAAAUCACCAUGCUCCUCCGCUUCGCCGUGAUUUUGCCGCUCCUCUGCAUCAACAUUUGGUGCGUCCACCGCGCCUCCAUCAAGACCUACCUCCGGGUCACAUACAUCUCGCACUUCUUCCUCGGCAUGUACUUCCUCGUGUACAAUAAGCUCACGUGCGAUUUUGGCGUGACGUGGCUGUGCCUCGUCGUUAUGUACUUUUACUCGUGCACGCCGCUCCGGUUCCUCCACAUCAUGGGGUCGUCUGCCAUGCUCCUGCUCAUCUACCCCGCCAUUAUCUAUCCCCAGUGCCCCGGCGAGUAUACCCAAAUGAUCAUUCGCGAAUACUUGUACGCGUGGGGGUUCUUCGUCCUCAUUUCGUUUCCCAGUCAAUCGAGGGAGUUUGCCAUUCGAGUAAGCUACAUGAGUGAAACCCUGCUCUUGUCGCAGCAGCGCCAGCUCGAGCAAGAAGAAACGAGGUCGAAGCUGCUGCUCGGAAGCAUGCUGCCUGCAUCCGUGAUAGCACAGCUGCAGUCUGGCCGUGAGCUCAUCGCGGACGCGUACCCAGCCGUGACGGUGCUUUUCUGCGAAGUGUGUCACUUUGACGACAUUUCCGGCCAACUCGCCCCUGCACAAGUCGUCGAGCUGCUCAACACAAUCUUCUCCAAGUUCGACCUCCUCGUCGACUCGCACUCGGUCCACAAGAUUGAAACAAUCGGCGCCGUGUACAUGGUCGCGGGGGGCUGUCCCGACCGCACGAUCAACCACACCAAGCUCGUCGCGAACCUCGCGCUUGAAAUGAUCGCAUCGAUGCCGGAGCUGCGCACCAAGAUCCGCAACACGUUCAAGUGGGCCGCCAACAUGGAAGACGUCAACAUCCGCAUUGGGAUUAAUUCCGGAUCCCUCAUGGCUGGCGUCGUCGGGAUUCGGAAUCCCCGCUUCAAGUUGUUUGGAGAUACCGUCAACGUGGCGUCGCGGAUGGAGAGCACCAACCUGCCGGGCCAUAUUCAAAUGACCGAGUGGACGGCGAAUGCCCUCAAAGACGACUACGUGAUGGAGCUGCGCGGCACGAUUACGGUCAAGGGCCGCGGCGAAAUGCAGACGUUCUUCUUGCAAAAUCGCAAGGAAGGAACGGCCGUGAUCAUGGCGCCAAUCUUGGUGCCCAACCAACCUGCGCCGGUGAUCCCGCCCAUUCCGGUAGCGUCCCCGAAAUCCAUCGUUCGCAUGAGCAUGGUCCGCGCGUCCGUCGUCCACGAGGUCUUGCCCUCGCCCGAUACGCAAGCUCGAGACGCCAUCAUGAAAUUGAUUCCAACAUCCGACGCGUCCAUCAAGUUGCGGUCAGCCACGAGACGGCACAACCUUUCGUCCGUGCCGCGGGCCGACAACAUGAAGGAAGAGGACGAGGACCAACUGGAUCUGCCCGACGAAAUCGACAUGUCGACUUCCGCCGAUGUCGUGCCGCUGCCGUCGGCGCUCAUGGGGCUCCCGGAAGGACUGACGAAGCGGAACCUGUGCUUGUCGAUCCACGCCACGCACACAUUUGAGCGGCUAUAUCGGGCAGAGAACGAAAAAGGCGGGCUCCGGUUCCUCCGGUACUCGAUCUGCCUCGGCGGCGCCAUGAAAGUCCUCGUCAUGACCAUGUACCAAACGUUAUCGCUGCUGCAAGUCCGCGACUUUGCCGGGUCCCAAUUCUUGUUUGUCAUCAACAUUUGCAUCACGUUUCCAACGCUCGUCCUCUCGCUCCUCUUCACAUUCACGCCGGCCUACAAACAGUACCAGCAAAUCUCCACGCUCGCCAUGGUCCUGUUCAUGUCGCUCAUCUUGAACGUAGAAGCUGUCGCGACGACCGGCAAAGGCCACAUCUACUACAGCGUGUUUGCCAUGUACCAGUGCCACUUUAGCAUCCUGUCGUUCUCGCUGCGGCUCUUUGUCGGGUUCUUCAUCUUGGCCAUGUACCUCGUGACGUUCAUGAUCAUCGAGGACUCGCCGUUCAAGUACGUCCCGGCGCCGGACGCGAACGGGAAGGUCGUGUCGUGGUGGCUCGCCAACGGGAUGGUGUACCUCCGGAACGCGCUCUACAUUUUUGUGUUCCUCGGCGCCCAAACAUGGGUCGUGUUCAACAUGGAGUACAAGCAACGAAUCAACCAUUUUCGCGACCUCGUCCUCAACACGCAGCAGCAGAAACUCCUGGAGGAGCAGGACCGCGUGUCCAAACUCCUCCUCAACCUGCUUCCCGAAACGAUCGUCAUGCAGCUCAAGACGUCGCCCGAGAAGACUAUUGCUGAGACCUUUGACAACGUCACGAUCCUGUUUACAGACAUGGUCAACUUUACGUCGUACUCGUCCCGUGUGACGGCCAUGGAGUUGGUGCAAUUCCUCAACGACAUGUACACGCGCUUCGACACGAUCACAGAAAAGCGAGCGCUGUACAAAGUCGAGAUCAUUGGCGACGCCUACUUUGUCGUGGGCGGGUGCCCCCUCGUCACCAACGUGGACGCAAUUACGAUCUUGCAAGCUGGAAUGGACAUGCUGUCGACAUUGCCAAUGCUCCGCCGCAACUCGGGCAACCCCAACUUGAACAUUCGCAUUGGGGUGCACUCUGGUCCUGUCGUGGCCGGCGUUGUCGGUAUCAAGGAUCCGCGAUACCACUUAUUUGGAGACACGGUCGCGAUUGCCCAGCACCUCGAGAGCACGGGGUCGCCUGGUCGCAUCCACUUGAGCGAGUCCACUUACACUCGCAUCAAGAAUACGGACCCGAACGCGUUCAAAUUUGAGUACCACAAGAUGCUCACGUUGGCUGGCCACCACUCCAAGAUUCGCACGUAUUUCGUCACGAGCACGCAGUGACCUGCGGUAGAGGUCGUUAUUUAUGUAGAUGAACCACGUGGGUUUCUUGGACUG
Aphanomyces invadans is the source of this 3445-nucleotide messenger RNA. RefSeq lists its product as hypothetical. Gene Ontology annotation, biological process: intracellular signal transduction; cGMP biosynthetic process; receptor guanylyl cyclase signaling pathway. The transcript has 12 exons. Gene Ontology annotation, molecular function: guanylate cyclase activity; peptide receptor activity. Bases 92 to 3391 code for a protein of 1099 amino acids. NCBI's taxonomy places the organism in Eukaryota, Oomycota, Saprolegniomycetes, Saprolegniales, Verrucalvaceae. The record is from RefSeq and is a predicted model, not a curated record.